Molecule: messenger RNA, 1862 nt
Organism: Sinocyclocheilus anshuiensis
Lineage: Eukaryota; Metazoa; Chordata; Actinopteri; Cypriniformes; Cyprinidae
Product: cytochrome P450 3A30-like
Exons: 13
Coding region: 70-1587 (505 amino acids)
Molecular function (GO): heme binding; steroid hydroxylase activity; oxidoreductase activity, acting on paired donors, with incorporation or reduction of molecular oxygen, reduced flavin or flavoprotein as one donor, and incorporation of one atom of oxygen
Source: RefSeq, a predicted model, not a curated record
GCAGAAUAAAGCUGCUGCUGCUGCUCGCUGCCAGUGUUUCUAUAGUCUGAGCGUCCUGGAGCAGAAACCAUGAGCUACGGUCUGUUCUUCUCUGCUGAAACAUGGGCUCUGCUCGUGCUGUUUGUGGCGCUUCUCUUCAUAUAUGGAUCCUGGCCUCAUGGUGUCUUCAAGAAGCUGGGCAUCCCGGGGCCCAAACCUCUGCCGUUCUUCGGAACGAUCCUGGAAUAUAGAAAGGGUGUUCAUCACUUCGAUGUGGAGUGUUUCGAGAAGUAUGGACGAGUCUGGGGUAUCUACGAUGCGAGGCAGCCUGUUCUGUGCAUCAUGGACCAAUCCAUCAUCAAAACCAUCCUGGUUAAAGAAUGCUACUCUCUCUUCACCAACAGAAGGAACUUCCGUCUGAACGGGCCGCUGUACGACGCCGUGUCCAUCGUUGAAGACGACGACUGGAGGAGGAUCCGCAGCGUCCUCUCGCCCUCCUUCACCAGCGGGAGGUUAAAGGAGAUGUUCGGCAUCAUGAAGACUCACUCUCACAUUCUGGUUGAUAAUCUGGGGAAAACUGCGAUGCGAGGAGAAGCCGUGGAUAUUAAAGAGUUCUUCGGGGCGUACAGUAUGGAUGUGGUGACCAGCACGGCGUUCAGCGUCGACAUCGACUCUCUCAACAACCCUAAAGACCCAUUUGUGACCAACAUCAAGAAAAUGCUGAAGUUUGACUUCCUGAACCCUCUGUUCCUGAUCAUCGCUUUAUUUCCUUUCAUCACCCCUGUCCUGGAGAAAAUGAAUUACGCCCUCUUCCCGACAUCUGUGACCGAUUUCUUCUACGCUGCCCUAAAGAAGAUCAAGUCCGAAAGAGUGGCCAAGGACCACAAGAAGAAGCGAGUGGACUUCCUGCAGCUGAUGGUCGAUUCUCAGACAGCAGGGAAACCUGAGCGUGGAAGCAGCGAGGAACACACGGAGAAAGGUCUGAGCGACCACGAGAUCCUCUCGCAGUCCAUGAUCUUCAUCUUCGCCGGGUACGAGACCAGCAGCAGCACUCUGUCCUUCUUCUUUUACAAUCUGGCAACCAACCCAGAGGCCAUGAAGAAACUGCAGGAGGAGAUCGACCAGACCUUCCCUGAUAAGGCUCCGGUGGACUAUGAAGCCGUCAUGAACAUGGAGUAUCUGGACGCGGCGCUGAACGAGUCUCUGCGGCUGUUCCCCGUCGCUGGUCGACUCGAGCGGGUCUGUAAGAAAACGGUGGAUAUCAACGGCUUCCUCAUCCCUAAAGACGUGGUGGUGAUGAUCCCGACAUACGCGCUUCACAGAGACCCGGAUUACUGGAGCGACCCGGAGAGCUUCAAACCCGAGAGGUUCACUAAAGACAACAAGGAGUCGAUCGACCCCUACAUGUACAUGCCCUUCGGUCUGGGGCCCAGGAACUGCAUCGGGAUGAGGUUUGCUCAGGUGACCAUGAAGCUGGCCAUCGUGGAGAUCCUGCAGAGGUUCGACGUCUCCGUCUGUGACCAGACUCAGAUUCCUCUAGAGCUCAGCUUUAACGGCCUGCUGGCUCCCAAAGAGCCCAUCAUACUCAAGCUGGCGCCGCGACAGUGAGCCACAACACCACAUCAUGAGUGACUGGAGAAGAAUCAUGUUUAGGGGUUUUGCUUUGAGACGAUAAGACCAGAAGAAAUAUGAACAUCUGUGGAAAUUACAAUAAAUUUGAUUUAAGAGAUUGAAGUCUGCAGAAAUGUAUCUGAUGUGUCACAAUUGACACGAGUUAUAUUUUCACUGUACAACACAAGCUCUUGCUCGCUAUUUAUUAGUAAGGAUGAAACAUACAAGUUUAAAAGUAAAUUAGCCUUUUAAACUAAUGUGGCGUGAUUAAU